AUGAAACCACCAACAAACGUAACGCCUCUUCAUGAUGUGGACAUCCCUACAAAGAAGGCUACAUUCGGCAUGGGAUGCUUCUGGUCCAACGAUUCACUAUUCGGCGCAACGCUGGGCGUAGUUCGGACUCGCGUGGGAUACUCGGGAGGCACCACUAAGAACCCACGCUACAGGAGCCUCGGUGAUCACACGGAGGUGAUAGAAUUGGAUUACGACCCAAAAACAAUCUCCUACGAAGAGCUGCUCGACAUGUUCUGGGCGAACCACGAGUAUGGGCUCACUACUAAGCUCAAGAGACAGUAUCAAUCAAUGAUCCUGUACCACAACGAAGAACAACGAGCGGCGGCCGAGGCAUCGCACAAACAAAUGCAAGUGAGCUGCAACGGCCAACUUCGCACGGAAAUUGCUCCCGCUGGUCAAUUCUAUCCCGCCGAAGACUAUCACCAAAAAUACCGAUUGCAAGGUCACAAGGAUCUCUGCCGUAGCAUUGGACUGGAUUCUUCGAAGCUGCAGACCUCCCACUUGGCAGCCAGACUCAACGGGUACUUAGUGGGAGUUGGCGGAAAAACUCAAUUUGAACAGGAAGUAGUGCGCUUGGGUCUGACCGAGAAACAAGCAGAAUAUGUGAGACGUGAAUUGGAACGCAAUGAAGGCGGUGGACUGGCCUGCUAG
Messenger RNA from Parnassius apollo (apollo), 672 nucleotides. The record is from the annotation of a GenBank genome assembly. NCBI's taxonomy places the organism in Eukaryota, Metazoa, Arthropoda, Insecta, Lepidoptera, Papilionidae.